GGACUGAUAAGCGCUGAAGGGCUUAAGAGAGGCUUGCAGAUAGGAUUCACAGUCUGCCCCCAAAACUUGGUAUUGAAAGUUAAUCCGUUGGUAUUAGGAGUGUGAUUUCCUUCUUUACCCAUCGUUGCCCUAGCCCUAACUCAUCAAAGCAGCAGCAGCAAAAGGGAGAGGCAAAGAGAAGCUCUUCUUCUUCAGAUUUUCAAUCUCAGUACAGCAAGCUCUCUCUCAUCUUUCAGAUUUUUGAUCUCAGUAUAGCAAGCUCUCUCUCAGAUUCAGCUGAGUAUCUGCUACGUCGGUACAAGUGAGAUGCUUUCUCCAAGGAAAUAGCGUGGAUGGAGUUUUGGGAAGCAAGAGCUUCUUGGGCUUAAGAUGUAAUGAGCGAGACUCAAUUUGUGUAACUAAGCAAUGACUUGGAAACAUGUAAGCCUACAUGGCAUUUAACUAGUUGUUAAACAGUGAACUCUGAUAAAUGAAAGUAUGUUAUUUCUUAUAUUUAUUCCGCAUAUGAGUUAUCUUUAUUGUAUUAUUUUGGGGGAGUGGCAGUGUGUGCUCACAAGACAUGCAAUUCAUAUAUGUCUUACUUGGAUGGGAAGGAUCUGCUUCUGACUCUAGGGUACUUAGAGAUGCUGUCAGUAGACCCAAUGGGUUGAAAGUGCCUACUGGUAUGAACAUGGAUGAUAUGGACUACUCAAUGUCUACUUCAGGUAUUUCCAACUGUGCUGACUCUACGAAAACUGGAAAAAAAGGGGCUCAACCUGCUGAGGGAAUUCCUACUGAACUAUCUGAGACGGCAAAAAGUCUUGGAUCAUUCAUUGAGAAUACUAAUACUACGAUGGUGGAGAUUGCUCAUAGGAUAGGAUAUUCACAUGACCUAUCCCAACAAAGGAGGUUGGUUAAUGAAGAACUUCUGAAGUUGCCAAUAAGUACUACCCAAAGGUUGAUGACAGCAUCUAUGAUAGUGAAAGAUGAAGACAAAGUUGACUUAUUCUUCAGUUUAGAUGAGAAUGACAAGAUGGAGUGGGUUUCUUUGUUAUUGGAAGGUCAUAUUUGACUAUGGUAUCUAUUUUAUGAUGGUCUUUUUGUUUGCCACAUGACUUCGGUAAUGUAUUAUGUGAUACAUAAAUAUUAUAGCUUAGGUAUUAUCGCGGAUGCACAUGGUGCAUAAUUUUGCAUGGAAAUCAUGGAUAUGUAGACUUGCCCUUUCAUGGUGGAUUUCCAUAGUAUGUUUUCAUGGUUGAAUAUAUGGUUAAACCAUUUGGGCUGUUUUUUCCAUUGGUGUUGUUCAGAAUUUUGUUGGGUAUGGUCUUGUUUGGCUCAUUGUCACUCACAGAUUGCCUACUUUGCCUUUGUGAGCGAUCAGUUCUCUCUCUCUCUCUCUCUCUU
This is a messenger RNA of Camellia sinensis, 1383 nucleotides long. The record is from RefSeq and is a predicted model, not a curated record. Lineage: Eukaryota; Viridiplantae; Streptophyta; Magnoliopsida; Ericales; Theaceae.